Molecule: messenger RNA, 995 nt
Organism: Etheostoma spectabile (orangethroat darter)
Lineage: Eukaryota; Metazoa; Chordata; Actinopteri; Perciformes; Percidae
Product: olfactory receptor 2K2
Exons: 4
Coding region: 3-995 (330 amino acids)
Biological process (GO): G protein-coupled receptor signaling pathway; detection of chemical stimulus involved in sensory perception of smell
Cellular component (GO): membrane
Molecular function (GO): G protein-coupled receptor activity; olfactory receptor activity; odorant binding
Source: RefSeq, a predicted model, not a curated record
GGAUGGAGAACGUAACAAUGGUAACUCCUCUCACAGAGCCCAUCAUUUUCGAGCUGGAGGGCUUCUAUGUACCACCAGGCUACGGCGCCUUCUUCUUCUUCCUGGCUCUGCUUAACUACAUGGUCAUGCUGUUGGCAAAUUGUGUGGUGCUGUGUGUCAUUGUCAUUGACAAGAACCUGCACAGACCCAUGUUCAUAAUGGUUGGUCACCUGGUAGUCUGUGAUAUGUUUGGGGCCACAGCGGUGCUGCCUCGCCUCAUGGUACACUUCCUGACGGGCCAGAGGAAAAUCGCCUACAUCCCAGCCAUCGCCCAGGCCUUCUCUGUGCACACGUACGGCGUCGCAGCGCAGACCAUUCUGGGUGUGAUGGCCUAUGACAGGUACAUUGCUGUGUGUGAACCACUCAGGUAUCACAGCAUCAUGUCAUCGGCUCGGCUGCACUCCUGCUGCGCCCUGGCCUGGUUGGUCGCUCUGCUGCUUAUUGCUGUUCUCUUUUCAGGGCACAUGAAUACCCCGCUGUGUGGCAAUUUCAUCAAACACAUCUUCUGCACCAACCGUGGUAUCCUAGGCCUGGCCUGCAGUCCCACCCCUAUAAACGACAUUUAUGGUCUCACCAUGUCCUGGUUUGUGAGUACAGGCGUCUUCCUCGUCAUUGCUUUUUCCUACUGUAAAAUCCUGCAUGCUACUGUGAAACGAGGCCGAGCUGACAGCACCAUCCGAAGUAAGGCCUUUCAGACGUGCGCAUCGCACCUUGUUGUGUAUGUGCUCUACCAAAUUGCUUCAGUGGUCAUGAUUACGAGUCAAAGGUUCCCUUCCAUCUCUCAGAAUUUUAGGAAGUUCUUCAGCGUCCUUUUCAUCAUCAUCCCACCAGUCAUUAACCCCAUUAUCUACGGACUGGUCAGUAAAGAAUUACGUGUUGCAAUGCGCAAAACCAACUUUUUCAAACUCGUCCCAGGCCGUGCGGCCGAUCUGCACGAAACCCGGUACGAAUUUUGA